Messenger RNA from Durio zibethinus, 1658 nucleotides. Its product is annotated as auxin-responsive protein SAUR77. The record is from RefSeq and is a predicted model, not a curated record. NCBI's taxonomy places the organism in Eukaryota, Viridiplantae, Streptophyta, Magnoliopsida, Malvales, Malvaceae. Gene Ontology annotation, biological process: response to auxin.
AAAAAAAAAUAAUAGGAAAAGGAAACCUUCAUUCCUAAGCAAUUACCCAAAGGCAAGGACUAUAACUUGCUCUAUACUUUGUGAAAGAGAGCACGCGCUGGUGAUUGAGUGUGACAUUUGCACAAAUCCGGCAAGUCUGAUUCCAAUUCCAACUACCAAAGAAAGAGAUAUGCUUCUGUCACAUGUCAACGGCUCUUUGGGCCUGCGAUGACCUUUUCCUUUGCUUCGCUAAUAAAUGCUCCCUCCUAUCCCGCUAGUUCUCUAUUCGUUGCGUGGCCCAUUCAACAGGAACAUUUCAAGCACUUUCUAGUUUCUCCCCAUAAAAAUCCUUCACUUUUACUCCCCAAUCCCCAUAAUCUUCCUUGCCCAAAAACCAUCACUUUCACAUUUGAUAAAUACUUCAAUUUCCCAGCCAUAACACAUAUACAACACACUUUGUCUUAAAAAUUUUGAGUUUGUUAGGUCAUGGAUUGCUUGGUGUUGCCAGUCUCCUUAUUGCGAAGGCGCAGCAUGGGCUACCGGCCUCUAACCGAGGAUGGAUUUGGCGAGUUGGACAGACAAGUGACGGUGGUUGUAGGGAAAGAAAAGAGGGAGUUUUUGGUUGAUCCUUUUGUGUUAGAGGAGAGUCCAUUCCGGGUUUUGAUUGACACAAUGAAGAAGGAAUAUGGUAGUCGAGUAAUUGAUGCAAGAGGGGAAAAGCGGAGGGUGAUUUUCGUGGACGUGGAUGCUAUCUUGUUUGAACACAUGCUUUGGUUGAUGAAUAAUGAUUGUUCUUCUUUGUUUCAGCUUAAUCUCGAGGAGAUCAUUGACUUCUAUGCUCAAGAUAAUUAGAGUGGAGAAGAGUCCUGGUUCAUUGUUUUUUACUAAUUUCACCUGAUAACAUCCUUCUGUAAUACAAGCACAGAAUCAGAAACAUGCCUUUUUUUUUUUCUUCUUUGGGGAAUUUUGAAGAAGCCAUAAUAUUAGUAGUUCAAGUUCAUCAAAACAUGGGAUUAGCGCAAAUCAUAUUAUACCAUGUUUCUAACUCGAUUUCAGGUUCUCCAAUUCAGCAGAUAUUUGGGUUUUAGACUUAAGAUGCAGUUAAAUACUGUUCACGUAAGAAUACUUUGAAAUGUUAAACAUUUCAAUUUUCUCUAUAGUUUGUUGCUUGUAAAAGUUGGUACGAAUUUUCUGACAUCUGACAUCACAAUGAAUCAGUCAAAUUUACCAAUGGAAUCCAAAAAAUUAUGUCAUGCUGUUUAUAAUUUGCCUAUGAGUUGUUGGGAUUGAUCACGUCAAUGUCCUAAUAUUACAACUUUUCUUGUAAUUGGUUCUUAUGAUGUUGAUUCAUAAAUUUAUUCAAUCCUUGAUUCACCUAACUUUCAAGUACAUUAUAUUCAAUCUCUGAUAUACUCGAGGAAACAAAAGAACAGAUCACAACGUUCAAAAACAAAAAGAAAACAAGGGUGUCGUUUUCAUCUGUAUUAAGCAAAUUAUAUUGGGAAAAAAAUUAUCUGCUCAUUUUAUUUUUAGGGUGAAAUUCAAAGAGCACUUGAGACAGGGAAAAGAAUAACUUUAGAGUUUGAGCCCAUACUAGGAUGCAGUUUUCCAGGAGGAUGGGCUGUAAUUGGAUUCACGUCUUCUAUUCAGCUCAAACUUGGACCAAUCCAGACCCAAUU